AUGGAAGUGAUCGGCGCUGUUUCGAGCACUAUUACGAUCUUCGACCUCGUACAGAAACUCCACCGCAUGUAUGUAACCAUUAAGGGUGCAGAGAAGCAGUGGCAGAGAUAUUGUGACGGCUUGAAAGCUGUUGCACACAUAGAGAUUGUUCUCCAAAACAUCCUACUAAAGUCUGCUGAUACCAGAUACCUAUCAAUCAAAGUUGAAGGACAACAAGACGAGAUCUCACUCAUCAAUCACCUCAAAGAUGUCGUCUUGCAACUGACGAAUGACGCAAAUAUCCUGGUGAAAAGGCAUAAUGAUCUGUCCAAAUGGAAAAACGUUCUUGUUCGCCUGCGCAAAAAGGCCAAGCUUGUCUUGGAUCUGGAUACCAUCGCCAGCUUAGUCGAGUCUGUGGAACGAGCAUAUAAUCAUCUCCACAUAGCGCUUACGCUAGCAUCUCUGCAUUCUUCUAGUUCAUGGCAAUCAAAAGCAGGCAGCCUUCUUAACGAAAUCAAGGCAGAUUUGGCAAAGUAUGGCCCUGUCCUUGACAGGAUCGACCUGAGUACAAAGCUAAGAAAAAAACCGCUUGGGUUGAAUAUGGAUGAUGGCGCGUCCCCAGGCGACGAGGUAUCAAGCUUCGUUGAAGCCAGGGAGACUGUGGUAACACCCCAAAACUGCUCUAAUCAGAACAAAUUCCGGCCCGGAUUCACACCACAGGGUCUUUUGCGGAGCAAAGGCAAAAGGCGAAAGGCUCUAAAAGCCAUUGUCUCUACUGUCCGAGGAUCAUCUAGUCAUGUUGAAGACUCAUCACAACUACCACAAAUCGAAGACAGUUAUGAUGACGGCCACGAUGCUGAUAACGACUCGGGAGAUAAUGAUGAACCUCUGCACCAUGGCAUUGCAAGCACUAUCAAUCAACACACUUUGCACAAUAACCUACAUCAGACCGAGUACACUGUGAUUAGUACCGAGCGGAAACUCGUCCAGGUGCCGGCCAAUUCGCCGAUGCAUCAAUCGGCGACAGAUCCUCCAGAUUCCCACAUUUACGACGAUUAUCCUCAUCUAGUUUCAGCCGCUGUUAGAAUCGAAGAAGUUGUCGAAUCUCUAUCCGAGUCGGAAUGGGAGAAAGCUCAGCAUAUGGAUCAAGAGGAGCUCACGGACUUUCUAACAGGGGCACAGCCUACUGCAUAUGCUACCGAUGCGGAAAAAACGGAUAUAGAGCCGCACUCUCCAAUCAUCAUUAGCCCUUACCGCACUUCGUCUGUUCUUAUUCCGCCUGGGACCAACCUGGACGUUUGGGAGACUGAUAUGCGGUUUGCGACUCGAAAGUUCUGCAUUGAGCGAGUUUCCAUCCUGGAGGACUCACAGGUCUUUUGGGCCAUGAACCUAUGUGUGGAUCAAUGCAGUCCUCGGUGCAGGCACAUGACCAUGAAUCUUGAAAAUGUCAGCUGUAUUCCGUCACAAGAAUUCUCGUCACAAGAGCUGCCAUGCAAAAUCCAGCUUGCCAUUUUCCAUGUGGGGGAGCCGUCAACUAAUGAGCUUCCUGAUAACUAUAGUCAGCAAGACGACAGCGUUGCAUCGUUUGCUUGUAAUAGAUCAAGAACUUUGGCACAAGGCCGGUGUCGAAAACAUACACUUAUCGACGAGGGAGAUCGCGUCGAGUGCGCGAUGCCAGUUCGGCUCUUCGCCUCACCGCAAGUAACACCAGAUGAUUCCGACUCGGGCACAGAACGUGCGCCUUCCGAAGCCGAAGACCAUGAAGAUCAACCCGGACAUGAUGAAGUCAGAGCAAAGACGGCCCAAAGCGGUGGGUUCCCGGAAAGCCCCGGUCCCGAUGAUGACGAGGCUACUUUCUCAGUUUUGAGGAUGAUAGUACUCUAUCAUACAUACCAACCGCCCCGAACCAUCGAUUUCGACGUCUUAAUGCGGUUUCUUUGCCUGGCCGACAAAUACUGCCAAUGCGCGAGACAUAGACCAAUAAAGCAAGCAAAAGUAUGGGUUUCACGUAUGCAGCCAUCAGAAACAUUUGACGACAAUGCCGUCCCAUGGCUCUGGGUCUUGUGGAAGUUAAAUAUGGGGCCUCAAUUCCAAAAGCUAUCAUCAAUUAUUCAACGUCACGCCCGUUUUUCCAUAUCAAUCUGGCAACGAGGAGCUGGAAAUAAGUAUGGUAUCACGCUGCCACUAACAAUAUUAAAUCAACUAGAUGAUAGGCGUCUCAGCGUUUUAUCGAGAAUCAAAGAUAAAAUGACGUCUGAGAUGGAAAAGCAACGCCAAAUCUUUUCCCACUGUUCUAGCAGGGAGUCUAUCUUUGGAGUUGGAGACGUCCUAAGGUCAUCUUUCGCUUUCGGGUAUCUUAAAUUGGAGAGUGAAAGGUGGUUGAUGAGACAGACUCCAGACCAAAACGGGUGCAGUCCAGAUUUCGGAGGAGUAAGUUUUGUCGAUGUGAAGGGUCAGAGCCUUUCAAUGCUGGAGAUAGGCGAAUGGAAAAUCUGCUCGGUACCACUAGCAGACAAGAUGCCGAUACCACUUGCAAUGUUAACCUCGAUAAUUCCUGUAGUUGGUGUCGGCCUGCACAAUGAAGGGCUUCACGUGCGGCUCCCUGAAGAGAUUAAAGCUGAUUUCAUCAAUUUUGUGGAGCAGAUAGACGGAGAAGAUUGGGGAAUCAACUUAAACCAGACUUGA
Messenger RNA from Neoarthrinium moseri, 2664 nucleotides. RefSeq lists its product as uncharacterized. The coding region runs from base 1 to 2664 and encodes 887 amino acids. The transcript has 4 exons. NCBI's taxonomy places the organism in Eukaryota, Fungi, Ascomycota, Sordariomycetes, Amphisphaeriales, Apiosporaceae. The record is from RefSeq and is a predicted model, not a curated record.